CCACCAUAGUUUGUUUGCAUGUGCCGUGUGUACUCUUACAGAUAUUUAUAUUCAACACUGUUAACCGUAGGAUUCAUCAAUGACUCCGAAAAAGUAAGAAAACAAGGAAGGAUUUUUAUCAGCAAUUAUCUGAGCUCCACCAUGCCUGUAGAAAGCUUGUUCAAAGAAGUUGAAGUCCCUCAACAGAAAAAUUACAAAGAAAUCAUUUUUCCAAGAGUUCUAUCCCCGAACCCAAAUGGACUACCAUCCUCAUCUCCUACUCUUCCACUAUUGACUGAUGCCAUCAAAGAAAGCAAGCCAUGGCUAGAGUCACUUCUCCACCAAUCCGGGGCUCUUCUUUUCAGGGGGUUUCCUCUGACCACUGCUUCAGACUUCAACAACGGUGUUGAAGCCUUUGGCUUUGAUGAAUUGCCCUACGUUGGUGGUGCUGCCCCCAGGACUAAUGUUGUUGGCAGAGUUUUCACGGCUAAUGAAUCCCCUCCUGAUCAGAAAAUCCCUUUUCAUCAUGAAAUGGCCCAGGUUCCCGAGUAUCCAUCCAAAUUGUUCUUCUUUUGUGAAGUUGAGCCUGGAACUGGGGGAGAAACUCCAAUAGUUCUUAGUCAUAUUGUAUAUGAGAGAAUGAAAGAGAAGCAUCCAGAAUUUGUUGAGAAAUUAGAAGAACACGGGUUGAUAUAUAUACGUGUUUUAGGAGAGGAGGAUGAUCCAUCAUCUCCAAUUGGUCGCGGUUGGAAGUCUACAUUUUUGACCAAGGACAAGUCUGUUGCUGAGGAAAGGGCUGCUAAGCUGGGAAUGAAGCUGGAAUGGACAGAGGAUGGUGUGAAGACAAUAAUGGGCCCUAUUCCUGCUAUUAAAUUGGACAAAACAAGAGAGCGCAAGAUAUGGUUCAACAGCAUGGUAGCUGCUUAUACAGGUUGGGAAGAUAAGCGAAAUGAUCCUGUAAAGGCAGUCACUUUUGGGGAUGGGAAACCUUUGCCGGCUCAUAUCAUCUAUGACUGCCUGAGAAUCCUAGAUGAGGAAAGUGUUGCCAUACCAUGGCAGAAAGGGGAUGUGUUACUAAUUGAUAACUUAGCUGUUCUUCACUCUCGAAGACCAUUCAAUCCUCCUCGCCGCAUACUUGCUUCAUUAUGCAAGUAAGACUUGCAGAAAGAGUCUUUCUUGUGGUUUGCAGGUGCCUAAUUGUACAAGUAAGAGUGCUUGCUCUAUGUCCUCGCAGAACAACGAGCUUUUGCUUUUUUUUUGGAGAUACCUAUUUCUCUUGCUAUUAUACAACAGUAAGAAGUACUAUUUCUCUUGCUGAAGCUGCUCUGCCUUUGUAGAUAGAUAACAAAAUACAAACAGCUCUGAAGCACACUAGCUUCAACAGUUAGGGAGAAUUAGCUUUAUAUGACCUAUUAUUAAUAGUGCAAUUCCUGCUGUAUCAUCAAGCACUAUGGAUAAUUGUUAGUAGCUCUUAUAUAACCUGAAAAAAAAUAAACGCCAUGCAUGUUGCAUUUA
Coffea eugenioides is the source of this 1494-nucleotide messenger RNA. RefSeq names its product clavaminate synthase-like protein At3g21360. The transcript is spliced from 3 exons. Bases 19 to 1134 code for a protein of 371 amino acids. The record is from RefSeq and is a predicted model, not a curated record. NCBI's taxonomy places the organism in Eukaryota, Viridiplantae, Streptophyta, Magnoliopsida, Gentianales, Rubiaceae. Gene Ontology annotation, molecular function: oxidoreductase activity.